This is a messenger RNA of Bactrocera oleae (olive fruit fly), 3868 nucleotides long. It is a transcript of the gene lz, whose product is annotated as lozenge. Gene Ontology annotation, biological process: regulation of DNA-templated transcription. Lineage: Eukaryota; Metazoa; Arthropoda; Insecta; Diptera; Tephritidae. Gene Ontology annotation, cellular component: nucleus. Gene Ontology annotation, molecular function: DNA-binding transcription factor activity, RNA polymerase II-specific; ATP binding; RNA polymerase II cis-regulatory region sequence-specific DNA binding. The record is from RefSeq and is a predicted model, not a curated record.
UGCCGCUGGCUCACUGUAGCUGCUGGGUUAGCCCACUGCUGGUGACCACGGCAAGUGCCAGUAUCAAUUUUGUUCGGUUCAUAAAAGCAUCGCAGUAGCAACGGUUUUAUAGUGUGACGCAGACUAGUGAUCGUUGAGAGCAAAAUUCAAAUACAGUUUUACUAUAAACGCGCGUAGAUGAGUAAGCUGCAGUAGUAAAUUCAAAUAGAAAAAAAAAAAAAUUGCGCGCUGAAAAAACAAUAAAAUUAUAAAUUCAUAAAAAUAAAUAUACAAAAAAAAAUCAAUAUGAGUUAGUGAUCUGAGUAAUAAGCGAUAAUAAAUAAUAUCAACAAAAAAUUAAAUUUAAAAUAAUGUUAUUACUUCAAUGUGACGUUUGAAACACAAAGUGAAACUUUGACUUAAACUUAUGGUUUAUUCGUAAGAAUAUUAUAAUUGAGAUUAAGAAAGUGUCAGAUAAAUAUUUGUGAAAAUCAUCGAAAUUUUGCGCUAAAACGUGUUUGGCUAAUGAAAAUCUAUUUAAAUGAAAAGUGCAGAAUUUGUGUUGCCAGACGGUUUUAGUUGGAAGAUUACAAAACACUUCACAAUUAAAGCAAAUGCAAGUUCAAGUGUAAAAUACCGUUAGAAAACUCAUGUAAAAACACACGCUUGGUGGGCUCACCCCAGUGAAGUACAAUUUCUUGACUUACUUCGUUUUAAAAAUUCGCAAAGCUGAAGAUAAAAACUACGCCCAGUAAUCCUGCCGUCGCCGCCGUCGUUCCGAAUAGUAUUCCGCCAUUACAACAACAUUCCGGGAGAGUUCAUAACGGUGCAGACACCUACCACCUACCGACGCAGCCACCGUUGCUGGCUGUACCCAACAACACCAACGUGGCUGCCGUUGGUUGUCUUAGGUCCAUUUCUUCCGCCACCGUUUAUCCGAACGCCGCCAAAAUUGCUCCUUACCAAAGACGAAUGCAUAUGCCGGGCGCAUCGGCUGCAGUCUACAGCGGCGGUUCAUCGUCUGGCGGACUCGUCGGUCUCGGCAGUGGCGGUGUCGGUGGCGGUGGCGGCGGCGGCGGCGUUGCCGGUGUCGGCAUUGGCAUUGGUGUUGGUAUCGACGAUGCCGUCGGGCACAAUGUUUGCAAUUUGAUUGGCAAUGGCGCCGCCGCUAUGGCCACAUCGUGUACCUCGCCGAUGCGUUGGUGUGAAGCCGCUUCAGUGCCGCAAACGUUGCCACCCAGUAACGCGAGCAUUGGUAGUAGUUCACCCAUUGGCGGUGCUAGCAAUGGUACGGCGCAUAGUAGUAAUAGUAAUACGAAUAGUAGUAGCAAUAAUCAUAAUAAUGCUAACAACAAUAACAACCACAGUAGUGGUGGCAAUAAUGCUAGCUGUCAGGAUUUGUGGUGGACGGAGCGAAUGGUGGAGAUGGCACACGAGAAGUUUCCCAACGAAUUAGUACGCACCAGCAAUCCAUAUUUCUUAUGCUCCAAGCUGCCACCACAUUGGCGUGCCAACAAAACGCUACCCAACUCCUUCAAAGUGGUGGCACUUGUGGAGGUCGGCGACGGCACGACAGUGACGAUACGGGCCGGCAACGAUGAGAAUUGCAGUGCAGAGCUGAAGAACUGCCAGGCGACGAUGAAGGAGCAUGUGGCCAAGUUUAAUGAUCUGCGCUUUGUGGGACGCAGCGGACGAGGCAAAAGCUUUACGCUUACCAUCACCGUUCAUACGAGUCCAAUACAGGUGGCCACCUAUGCCAAAGCUAUUAAAGUCACCGUUGAUGGUCCGCGUGAACCGCGCUCCAAGACAAGUAAGUUGGUUGUUGCUGGCCAGGGCGGUCGUUCGGUGGCGAGUAGAAAGACACAAAUGACACGUAGAUAUUUUUCCUCCUCUAUCACUACUACUACUACUACACAUAGUUCCACAAACGCUUUAUACAAGUACGAGUUGCAAGUAAUGGACUCACAAACUCCAGCCGAACAAUACACACGAACAGCUGCAACGCCGUCGUCCAUUAAGUCCUGCCGUUCGUUAGAGCAGAGUGAUUGUGGUGAUCCCAUGAUGAAUAAUGGUCCUACCGGCGGUCUUCCAUUUCGCCCAGUAAGCAUCUUCGAUUCACCCUACCCGACACCGUUGCGUGAUUUCGAACCGCGUCGUCCCAUGCGCCAACCGCCGGCUGUGUCUUCCAGUACCAAUGUAUUGCAGCAAAACGCCAAUCACUCAUCGCCCAAUAGCAGUCGAACAAUAAAUAAUGAAAUAUAUAAACCAAAUGCGACAGAGAUAUCAGAAGCCAAUGCACUGAUGGGAGCCGCCGAUUGGACAACCGGUUAUUCGUCGUACAAUACAAGUGCCUAUUCGCCCUAUCGACCCCACAACCCCUACCAAUAUCCGCAUCACACACCGACUGCUGCCGCGCCCACCAAUCUGCCGCACUGUGGCUACGAUCCCAGCGUACCGACCACAUUAACCACCGACCAUGGUUUAACGGUACCCGGUAUGCUAACGGACAUGACUUCGCUAUGUGAUUAUCCACACAGCGGCAUGGCAACAGCCACUGGCACCUACAUGCCACAUGCGCAAGCGCCCAUUUGCAGUCCCAACCACUACGACGCCGGCAAAGGGGAACUGGAAACACUCAACACCACCUACCCCACAUACAAUAAUUUUGCCAACGGCUACAACAACUACAAUUAUAGCAGUUGCGCCGCACAAAGUGGCGGUUACCCGGGACAAGCGGCAGCCACCAUGGUGCUGUGUCCGAAAUUCUACUCACACACCGUUAAUCAGAAUGAGAUUCAUGUGCAUGUGCACGACAAUUCAUUGAUCAGUUCGCUGACAGGCUACCGAUCGAGCAUAGAGAUCGGCAUUGGUACAUCGGAUCAUGAAGCUAUGAGCGCACAAGGAUCGUCGCAGGCAUUACACGACGCCCAAAUGGGUGGUGGCAAUGGUGGCAGUGGAGGUGUGGUCACAGCGGCGGACGUCAGCAGCGCAGCAGCGAUCACGAGUACUGAGCACAAUCUCCAACAGCAACAACAGCAGCAGCAACAGCAUGACGCACAGUCGCAGGUGCAACAGCAACAACAACAAACACAUUUGGAUGUACCACAGAGUGAUGCGUCUGUGACGGGAGAGCAACACAGCGGCGCACGCAAUGUGGAUGUGGGCGAUUUGGGCAACGUCUGGCGUCCGUAUUGACCGGGCGGUGGUGGUGCAACCACGAGGUCUUACGUACUUGCACAUUGAACUGACCGGAAGCAAAAACCGAGGGAUUCAAUAUUUUUUUUACUUGUAAACAAGUAUAAUUUUUUUAAAAGUAUUUUUUUUUAAAUAUAUAUUUUUUUAAAUAAUUUUUUUUUUUUUAAUAUUUUUUGACAAAUAAUUUUUUUUUUUAUUGUAAUGUUAGUAUGUAUAGAGUAUAUACUAAAUAGCAUAUAAGCAUUUGUUUAUUCACUUUUAAAUGUUAAUGUAAAUACGUGUUAGGUAAUAACAAAGCAUAUUUAAAAUACAUAAUGAACUUACAUAUAUGUAUUGUAUAUACAUAUGUAUUUAUGUAAUUUAAUAUGUAUUGGCAUUUAAUAUUUAUUAAUUGUAAUGCAAUCGUCCAUAAAAGAGCUGAUGUACAAUAUCGCGUAAUUAAAUAUGGUAUACAUGAGUAUUUAACACACACAUAUACACGUACAUAAAUACACAUUGCGCAAAUGUUCAAGAAUUUUGUUAUUUACUUUAAAAUCGAUAAUAAGUGUUUACUCAUAAAUAUUAGUACAACUUGCAUUACAUUUACUUAACUAAAUGUAUAUUACAUGUAUACUCAUGUGUGUAUUAUAUAGCGUGUAAUUAAAUGAAAUUAAAAUGUUUAAUUAAAAAUUAAAUACAAAGUAAUGAUUACCGA